GAUUUGUUGACACCUUUUUGUGUGUAUAUUAUCACAAACCGUGACAUCAAUGGGACCUUAAGACACGACUAUCACCGCAAACAGAGGUCCGGCAGACAUAUGUUAAUCAAUGGCACGGAUGAUACGAGUCCUGUGGACAGUCCAGACACCACUCUCAUGCCCUCCGCCGCCCCCACGACGCCCACAGGACCGCUCGACCCCUCGCCAGCAAUGGUAGCUAACGGCGCCCACUUGCCCGCCCUCACCAUCACCGCCAACGGAUCCCUCAUCACCGGCAACAACGGGUCGACCGGCACACUCACGCCCACCAGCCCUACCCAAGUAGUGACGCCCACCGGCGAUCCGGUGGCCAACGGGGGCUUAGGCGGGGCGCAGGCGGUGCUCACGUGUCGCAAGCAGUCGCACCCCUUCGUCGAGCGUCGGGUGCUUCUCGAAGCUAACGGUGCGGUCAAAGUGGGCCGAGCGGUGGCCCGAAGUAGGCCCGCAACCGACAACUUCGUGUUUGACUGCAAAGUGUUGUCCAGAAAUCACGCCUCCCUUUGGUUUGACUCCCAAAAGUUCUACCUUCAAGACACCCGUUCCUCAAACGGCACAUUCAUUAAUAACCAGCGGUUGAGUCCCGCCAAUGAGGAGUCGCCGGCACGGGAGGUGUACAGCGGGGAUGUCGUGCAGUUCGGCGUCGACGUGAUGGAGAACCAGCGAAAGGUGACCCACGGGUGCAUUAUAGCCACCAUUAAGCUAUACUAUCCGGACGGCUCGGAGGCCCGGCAGCCCGAACAGUACCAAAACGGACCUCAAUCGGCACCGGGAGCGCCCAAUCAGAGCCAGAUAUACAUCACUUCGCGACAGUUGUAUGAGUUGUCGCAAUAUUUGACGGAAGCCUUACAUCGGGAACAGGUAUUGGAGGGAAAGCUGGAGACACUGGAACGGGUAGUUUCUGCGGCCCAGGAGUCGGCCACAACCGGCUGGAAGUCUCUCGUAGAGGAAGACCGACUGCUCAGCCGUAUAGAGACGUUGCAAAACAAAUUGGAGAUAUGCAUGAACUGUACGCCCACCACAACGAGCUCCCAGUGCUCGCCACCAGCGGCUACCAGUGCCGCGAAUAGCAAUAAUAAUAACAAUAACGACGACGACAGCAAAGAGAGCGCCGAUAGCCGUGAGCUCCUGUACGCGAGAGACCAGUGCCUGAAACUCGUGGACGAGAGGGACAGGUAUGAGUCGGCAGCCAAGGAGGCCAUCCAGAGGUCGUUGGAGGACAAAUUGGUGGCGUCGCGACGGGCGGCUGAACUUGAGGUGUCGGCGCGCAGUGCGGAGGACGAGUGCCGUCGAUUACAAGAGGCGUCAGCUGUUGGCGCUCAGGAGGCCUACCGAUUGGCCGAACGUAACGACGAGUUGUGCAAAGAGAUGGAGGCGUCGGCGGCGCGACUCCGGACGGCUGACGAACAGAGGGCUGCGCUCAUCGAGUCGACUGAUAAGGACAGGGAGGAGAGGGAGACCGAUGUGAACAGACUGAAGGCCCGGGAGUCGGAACUGGAGACCCAGGUGAAGGAGUUGAGGGCCGUAUGCGACGAAACGAGCGUACAGUUGGAGAGUCUGAGGGUCGAGAUGUCGGCGCCGACCGACGGAAGCCAUAGCGGGGGUCACAAUACUGGCGGCGCUGAUAGUGAGGGGAAUGUCGUGUUGAACGGAGUCCCUGAAAUGCAUACAGAAACAGUGAGCGCCGGUACCCAAACAGACGUAGACUUGAGUAGAGGUGAUAAAGAGACUGUCGGCCCACUCGACGACACGGGAAAGCCGUUGACUAACGGUCCCAUUAUUGUCGUGCCGGAGGGCGACGUAUUGCAUGAUAGGCGGCGCCCGACGGACGACAAGGAGAUUAUGACCGACACGACGACGACCACCACCACUACUACAGACGAUUACGUCGAAGCAAUAGUCGACACAAUGGACAGGGAGUCGCAGACUGAGGGACAGCCACAGCCGUUACCCACAUCGGCACCGCCAACGGCCGCGCCCUCCGACGGAACGGUAUUAUCGGUGACUACUAGUCAACGGCAGCUCAUGAGCGCCGAAAUUGAUUUACUAAAAGAAUUAUUGGCCGAAUCGCGUGCGGCUAAAGCGGAAACGGAUAAGCGAUUGGCCCGGACUGCCACCGAGUUGGCCGACUUCCAGUCCCUCACCCGACAGGUGGCGCUCUUUGUCUGCCUGUUCGCGGUCUUCGUAUACGAGUUGAUCAGUUUUUUCCAGUGAACGGCGCCCCUCCCGGCCUGAGAGGGCGAGUGGGAGGUAGGGGUCGGUUGGGGACCGAACCGCAUCAUUGUUGGGAAGGGUUGGGUGAGUGCGUACGCCAUCAGGACUGCGGGUUUGUGUGUAGGGCCGAGGGAUUUGUGCCAUAUUCUUGUGUACGUACUCAUUGAACGGCUUCUCUCCGAUUAAUACUUACAAAACGCGAGUUCCGUCUCUCUCUCUCCGACUCUCUCUAUCUCUCUCUCCCCGACUCUCUCACGGGUUUUGUGUUUAAUAUAUCGAUAGGUAUUUAGGUUUUAAUACAUUGUAAUAAUAAUACAGUGUUUUAUAUGAUGUAUAAAUUGAUAGACUAUUUAAAUGUAUUCGGAAAAUGUAUUUUAAAAAACAAAACAUAAAAGCAAAC
This is a messenger RNA of Oppiella nova, 2650 nucleotides long. The record is from the annotation of a GenBank genome assembly. Lineage: Eukaryota; Metazoa; Arthropoda; Arachnida; Sarcoptiformes; Oppiidae.